Heterostelium album PN500 is the source of this 2958-nucleotide messenger RNA. RefSeq lists its product as uncharacterized. Gene Ontology annotation, molecular function: serine-type carboxypeptidase activity. NCBI's taxonomy places the organism in Eukaryota, Evosea, Eumycetozoa, Acytosteliales, Acytosteliaceae. The record is from RefSeq and is a predicted model, not a curated record. Bases 1 to 2958 code for a protein of 985 amino acids. Gene Ontology annotation, biological process: proteolysis. The transcript is spliced from 17 exons.
AUGUCAAGCAUCAUUGAAUUGUUUUGUUAUCUAUCGAAUGUACCAGCUGCAAAACCAUGUCAUCUUAAUAAGUUACUCGAUUUUUUCAAGAUUAGCUCUACGACCGGGAUCAAUGCUACCAAAUUUAUACUUAUCUUUGGUGAAGAAGAAUGUGUAGAAGGUGUGGGUGUGCAAUCAACAGUAGUAAACCCACUACGUUAUUUACCUACAUUUAAUCGUGAUAUUAAAGGUCAAUAUACUGGAUAUCUAACAGUUGGUGAAACAAAGGAGUAUUUUUUCUGGUUUGCUGAAUCUUUAAAUGUUCCAUCUGCCGAUCCUGUUGUAUUGUUCCUUUCUGGUGGACCAGGUUGUAGUUCAUUAUUGGCAUUGUUCACUGAGAAUGGACCAUUCACAGUUCUGAAGGACGACAGACGUCCUGGUGAUGAUCAAUUCUUUGUUGUCGAGAAUCCAUAUUCAUGGAUAAAUGCUGCUAAUAUGCUCUACAUUGAAUCACCAUGUGGAGUUGGUUUCAGUUAUAAUACAGAUGGUAACUACACAAGUGGAGACACUCAGACUGCCGAAGACAACUUGGCUGCUCUCCAAGAAUUCUUUACACUCUUCCCACAAUAUGCAAACAAUGAAUUCUACAUCACUGGUGAGUCGUAUGCCGGACACUACGUUCCUCAGCUUACAGCACUGAUCCUCACCACUCCAUCAUCUGGAAUCAAUAUUAAAGGUAUGAUGGUUGGUAAUCCUUCAUUUAAUUUUACUGUCGAUGCUCAAUUCUAUCCAACAUUUAUGGCAUUCCACGGAUUGCUAAGUUACAACGAUUAUAUGAACAUGUCAAGUAUUUGUAAUGGUGAGUUUUACCCUGGAACAACCGAGUGUCAAGCAAUCCAAAAUCAAUUGUCUGCCAACUUUGAUUUGAUCAAUCCAUACAACAUUUAUGCUCCAUGUGUAGGUCAAGGACCAUCGAGUGGAGGUUCAUGUUUCACCACCAACAUGGCAUUGGCUUCAAACAGUCGUUAUCAUGUCAGAUCGUCGCAAGUCUUUAUUCCAUGUUUGGAUGAGAGUGCUCUCGUUGGUUAUCUCAACCGUCCAGAUGUACAAAAGGCAAUCAAUGUCGAUACCUACAAUAUCCCAAGUGGAAGUUGGCAACCAUGUUCACCAGUACUCAACUACUCUUCGAUUCUUGAAGACAUUCCACAGACUUACCAAACCAUUAUUUCUUAUGGAAUGAAUAUCUUGGUAUACUCUGGUGAUAUAGAUAGUUGUGUUCCAUACUUAGGUACAAGUCAAGCAGUUAAACAACUUGGAUAUCCAGUGUUGGAUGCAUGGCGUCCAUGGAUUGUAGUUGACUCUCAAAACUACAAACAAGUUGCUGGUUAUAUCGUUUCAUAUAACACUGCUUCAAGCAAUUCCAAAGCAAAUCUUUCUUUCGCCACCGUCAAGGGUGCAGGCCAUAUGGUUCCAUUAUACAAACCGGUUGAAGCAUUGGCCUUUGGAUACAAUUAUAGUUGUUAUGAUUCAUCUUUAAGUGGUGGUAUCUACAAUCAAAAUAACAAUAGUAACAACAAUAAUAACAACAAUAAUAAUAACAAUAAUAAUAAAACAAUCGACAAAGAUAAAGAUGAUGAUCAAGAGAAACAAAAAGAUGAAGUAGAGAAACAUAGACGAUCACAACUCAUAUUGAGUUCACGUGAAGUAAAAGACAGUGGUAGAGAUUGGAAUCAAGAGUUUCAAACACUCUUACAAACCUAUGGUAGUUUCAUUAUUAAGGAAAUGUUUAUGCCAAGUCAUUUGAGAACGAUUGCACCCAUCGAUAUUGGAGGUGUUGCAGGUGGUACCAAGUAUAUCUGUCAGAAUAUUCUAUUCAAGUUUGCAUACGAUCAAAAGAUACACGAUCGAUGGCUAUACGGUGGAAGAUAUUCAUCUGACUAUGGUGCAUCUAAAGCUGCUGGUAAUGAAUUAAGAGGAUUAUCAUAUUUCUUUCAAAAUCUAUUGGAUACAGAUUUUGGUGAUAGAAUCAAUGUACCGUUGAUGUGUGUCAUCUCUGGUAUCAAUCCUAAAUUCCUGUAUGGUCCGGGUAACUUGGAGAUUCAUCGAUCAUUGAAGAACAAACGUGAUUACUUUGCAAUUGAUUUCGCAAGAUUAUUACCACCACAAGCAUAUUUCGAUGAAUAUAAUAAACCAUUAUAUCAUAGAGAUGUAUUUUUUAAAUUAUUAAAACCGGAAUUGGUUAGAGGAUAUGAGAGACCGUUGUCUUCGGAUGCUUUCAGUGGUUGGGCUGCUAAUGACCCGAACUAUCAGGAGAACAAUCAGGAUAUUGCCAAUGCAUCGAGUCAUCUGUUGGAGGUGGUAGUUAGAGAAGCUGCCAAUGGACUGGAAGCGAGGUUCAUUGAGAACAGAGACUAUCUGCUGGUUAAUUUCGAUACCGCGGUGGAAGUCCACAAGUUUGUCACCAAUUUACUUGGUUCCCUUAGGAAUCUUACAACACUCAAUUUAGUAACAUCGAAAUUCAGUGACGUAUCACUAAGUUUUGUAAAUGCAUCGAAUAUACCGGAGCAACACUUCCUCAAUCUCGGGAUCAUUUUCCCAAGUCUGACGGAGCUAUCCAUACAACAACCAACCAACUUUACAGACACGUCAUUCAAGAAAGCACUUCAGAAUCUAGCACAACACAAAAUAGAAAAACUCACAUUGGAUGGCUGUACAGAACUAACGGAUUCCUCCAUCAUAGCAUUAUGUAGCACUACCUCCAUAUGUAAAUCGAUGACAAAGAUCUUUUUCAUUGUUCCAAAGAUUGGUGAUUCAUCGAUCAUCAAAAUAGCAGAGACAAACCUCAGAACGAUCAUCUCCUAUUCCUUCAGGUUUGACGCAUCCGAACAAUAUUUUUGUAUUCGAUAUCCACAUAUCAAAUUCAACCUCUAUCCUCAUCCCGAUACUACUUGGUUUAUUACAAUUCAAUCAGAUCAAUAA